Messenger RNA from Leptonychotes weddellii (Weddell seal), 1217 nucleotides. It is a transcript of the gene DEXI, whose product is annotated as Dexi homolog. Lineage: Eukaryota; Metazoa; Chordata; Mammalia; Carnivora; Phocidae. The record is from RefSeq and is a predicted model, not a curated record.
GUCCAGCCCCCGGGGCGCCCCUGGAUGGCUGAACUGCCCCCUUGCCGGCCGCCCGGGCGCCGCAGCGGCUGAGAUCGCUGGGAUCGCCGGGCCGCCGCCCUCGCCGCCCCCUGCAUGCCCGGCGCCCGGGUCGCGGCCCACCUGGACGCGCUGGGCCCCCUGGUCCCCUACGUGCCGCCGUCUCUGCUGCCCUCUAUGUUCUACGUGGGCCUGUUUUUCGUCAAUGUGCUGAUCCUAUACUACGCCUUCCUCAUGGAGUACAUUGUCCUCAACGUGGGCCUCGUCUUCCUGCCCGAGGACAUGGACCAGGCGCUCGUGGACCUCGGAGUGCUCUCCGACCCCGGCUCGGGCCUCUACGAUGCCGACUCCGAGCUCGAUGUCUUCGAUGGUUACUUGGAGUAGGCUUGGCUACCGUCCUCCCCUCCCCCCAACGACCCGCACCCUUCGGCCUGGACCAGCCGCCCAAAUCAUGCCGCCGCUGCUGGUUGGGGGCAUCGUCGGGCCAGGGAUGGGAUCCGCAGGACGAGGCCGUCUCCGGCCUCCAAGACCUGCGUUCUUCCCCCAAAAGCUCCGUGCCAACAGAGAGGUUUCCGUCCGGACCCAGGAGGGUGGGGCGGAGAGAUUGAGACUGAGAGUGGAGGCCCAGAAGGCCUUUGCCCCUGCCCAAGGGGAAAGGCAGGGGCAUCCGAAGACCUCCCCCGCCCACAGCGCCGCACACAUGGCCUUGCCUUGGCUUUUGACCUUUCACAGUUGCGAUGGAUGUUUACAAGAACCCAGCCAGAGUCUGCCUCCCUGCUCUUCAUCCCCGACUGCACUUGCUUCUCCCACUUAAUCUUUCGAGAGGAUACUUCAAACUGCGGACACACACGGAAGCCACUCCCAGCUUCAUCUGAUGCCACUGGAGCCCCCAGCCCGGUCGGGUUGGGCCCGAGGCUGGUCUUAGAUGCAGUGACUAUUUCAGGGAGUAAGUUAGAAGGAAAAGAAGCCACAGAUCAUGUCAGGGGCUGAGGGUCGGGUGUGACUUAACUCAUUUCAAGUUGCUUGUUCUUCAUCAAGUUGCCAGGACUGAUACAUCAUGCCGGGAGAAUGCCACGUUGCUCCUCUGGCCAGAAGUAUUUUUGAAAAUGUGAGUGGUAUGUAUACUUGAUGUUGAUAAACCUGUAAAAGCAAUACUUAGGAGGCUGACUUCUUUCAAUUAAAACAUGUAUGCAACUCCA